Messenger RNA from Diaporthe amygdali, 1197 nucleotides. Its product is annotated as sorbitol dehydrogenase. NCBI's taxonomy places the organism in Eukaryota, Fungi, Ascomycota, Sordariomycetes, Diaporthales, Diaporthaceae. Gene Ontology annotation, biological process: D-sorbitol catabolic process. The record is from RefSeq and is a predicted model, not a curated record. Bases 1 to 1197 code for a protein of 398 amino acids. Gene Ontology annotation, molecular function: zinc ion binding; L-iditol 2-dehydrogenase (NAD+) activity. The transcript is spliced from 3 exons.
AUGGCAUCACACGGCGAAUCGACAUCGCAGGCUAGUGCCAAUGGAGCGCACACGAAUGGAUCCAACACUCGCCAAGUAAUUCAAGCGCCGCUCCCUAACCCCUCCCUUCAAGCAACUGCAGACCACAAACUCAAGUCUGUUGAAGCCCCCGUGUAUGCCCCAGGCCCUGGCGAGGUACUCCUGCAUGUCAAAGCCACAGGAAUAUGCGGCUCGGACGUGCACUUUUGGAAAACCGGCUGCAUUGGCUCGUUAGUGUUUGAGGGUGACUGUAUUCUCGGCCAUGAAGCCGCAGGCGUCGUUGUCAGGUGCGGGGAUGGCGUGACGGACCUCAAGCCCGGCGAUAGAGUCGCUGUCGAGCCCGGCGUACCAUGCGAGAAGUGCUUCUUGUGUAAGAUGGGCAAGUACAAUCUCUGUGAAGACGUCGCCUUCGCGGGAGUGUAUCCAUACCAUGGAACCUUGCAGCGGUAUACAGUGCACCCUGCCAGGUGGCUGCACAAACUGCCAGAUAACAUGUCCUUUCAAGAUGGAGCACUGCUCGAGCCACUCAGUGUCAUCCUAUCAGGGCUUCGGGUCGCCGAGCUGACGCUGGGUCGUAGUGCCGUUAUCUGCGGCGCGGGUCCCAUCGGCCUCACUGCCCUGCUCGCAGCGAGAGCGUCAGGCGCUUACCCGCUGGUCGUGACUGAUAUCGAGCCCAAGCGGCUAGAAUUUGCGAAGCAGCUCGUCCCGUCCUGUCUCACCUACCGUAUUGACCCGUCCCAGGAUGCUCGCGGCAAUGCGAGGGGCAUCAGAAAGCUCUUUGGUGCUCGAGGAGGCGAAGGCGAGGAAGGGGAUGAGUAUUUUGCACCACCAUGCGUGGUCGAGUGCACAGGCGUCGAGUCGAGUGUGUGCACGGCGGCUUUCACCGUGAGGAGGGGCGGUAGGGUCGUGGUGGUCGGCGUUGGCAAGAGUACCAUGAACAACCUACCGUUCAUGCAUCUAUCUUUGUCUGAGAUCGAUCUGAGAUUCAUCAACAGAUACACGGACACUUGGCCGGCUGGCAUCUCGUGCAUGAGCGGCGGAAUUAUCGACAUGACAAAGCUAGUCACCCAUGUCUACCCUCUGGAAAAAGCCGAAGAGGGCUUGACAUUUUCUUCAGACCCUCGCAAUGGCAGUAUCAAAGUUCAUAUUGUGGAUGAGUCGGAAACCGUUUUCUUCUAA